This is a messenger RNA of Vicia villosa (hairy vetch), 708 nucleotides long. Its product is annotated as protein MAIN-LIKE 1-like. The coding region runs from base 1 to 708 and encodes 235 amino acids. The transcript is spliced from 3 exons. Lineage: Eukaryota; Viridiplantae; Streptophyta; Magnoliopsida; Fabales; Fabaceae. The record is from RefSeq and is a predicted model, not a curated record. Gene Ontology annotation, biological process: meristem development; meristem maintenance.
AUGGGGUUUCCGGUUCAUUGGUUCGAAGAAGAGGAGGUGCGAUCGACGGAACGCGUCAAAGAGGAAGACAACGUUGAGAGGCUGAUGGCGAGGGACAGCAGGGAGGAGAGACAACCAAAGCCAACCUUAAAGGUUGCUGCACAUGGCAGCAAAUUAAUAGGAUGGGUUCCGCCAAUGCUCCCAAGGCAGAUGAAUGAUUGGAUAGUUGCAUCUGGUCUGUCAUCUUUGCAGCAUACUAGUUUGGCCAGGAUAGAUACACAUCUGUUAUCUGCUUUUGUUGAGAGAUGGCAUCCUGAAACAUCGUCAUUUCAUAUGUCGUUCGGCGAGAUGACCAUCACGCUAGAUGAUGUUUCAUGUCUUCUUCAUGUACCGAUUAGGGGCGAGCUGGUUGACCCCGAUGUUGUUGUCACCGAUUAUGAUGCUAUCCAUCUAGCUGUUGAGUUGUUUGGUGUUUCACUGAGUGAUGCCACUGCGGAGGCUUCUACUGUUAGGGGUCCUUACUAUAAAUUGGAUUGGUUGAAGCAAAUUUUUGAGCAACAGAGAGCGGCAAAUAACUUUACGGGUGCUAUGAGAGCCUACAUGAUGUUGCUAUUAGGUUGUACUAUUCUUGCCGACAAGACUUUUACUCUUGUCGAGGCAAAAUAUCUAAACCCACAAUUUCCAUCAUCUCUUACAUCAACAAUGUCAUCAAUAAAUGGUCUGAUGUAA